AGAAGAAGAAUAACUAACCUACCUUUUAGUUGUCAUUAUUUAUCAAAUUUUCUUGUUUUUAAUUUUAAUACAUUUUUUCGUUUUGAAAUAUCAUGUCUUCGAUAGACAGGGUUCGUAUUAUGGUUCUGGGCGACUCUGGAGUUGGCAAAACAUCUUUUGUACACCUGGCAUCUCACAACGAACCCAUCAAAUCCCCCAGUUGGACUAUCGGAUGUUCGGUUGAAGUCAAAUUACACGAAUUCAAGGAAGGUACGAAGGAACAAAAAACGUUUUUCGUCGAAUUUUGGGACGUGGGCGGCAGUAACAAUCACAGAAACACCCGACAGGUAUUCUACAACCCGUGUCACGGUGCCAUUCUCGUUCAUGAUUUAACUAACCGAAAAUCAGAAGAGAACUUGCAGAAAUGGCUUACAGAACUACUGAAUCGCGAAGCAGCCAAUGGAGAUGCGAACCUAAGCGGAGUCUCAUCGGACAGUGAAGAUCUAGACGUAGAAAAUCUACUGGGUGCUAAUAGUUUAAUGCCCAUACUCUUGGUGGGGACGAAAUUAGAUCAGGUAGAUGAUAAACGUUCAAAUUCUGUUAAUAAGAGUUCCAGAAACAGAUAUAAUUCGGAAGAAAUUUUGCUAGACUGUCGGCAAGCAAGGUAUUUAGCUGCUGGUACAUCGAAUGCAGUGAAAUUAUCUAGAUUCUAUGAUAAAGUGAUUGAAAACAGUUUGUAUGAUCGAAGGAAAAACGACAGGUUUGGAACCAACACAGUUGCACCGAUUUUCAGUACUAAAUUUUACUCGCCACAUCAGGAUUAGGAUAAACUAUUUAUGUACCUUAUUAAUAUUGUUAUUGAUAGAAUUAAAGAUACUUUUUAUAUUUUUAUUU
Sitophilus oryzae (rice weevil) is the source of this 873-nucleotide messenger RNA. Its product is annotated as rab-like protein 3. Gene Ontology annotation, molecular function: GTPase activity. The coding region runs from base 93 to 803 and encodes 236 amino acids. Gene Ontology annotation, biological process: intracellular protein transport. Lineage: Eukaryota; Metazoa; Arthropoda; Insecta; Coleoptera; Curculionidae. The transcript has a single exon. The record is from RefSeq and is a predicted model, not a curated record. Gene Ontology annotation, cellular component: endomembrane system.